Pleurotus ostreatus (oyster mushroom) is the source of this 1818-nucleotide messenger RNA. RefSeq lists its product as uncharacterized. NCBI's taxonomy places the organism in Eukaryota, Fungi, Basidiomycota, Agaricomycetes, Agaricales, Pleurotaceae. The record is from RefSeq and is a predicted model, not a curated record. Gene Ontology annotation, biological process: DNA repair; DNA recombination. The transcript has 15 exons. Bases 1 to 1818 code for a protein of 605 amino acids. Gene Ontology annotation, molecular function: DNA ligase (ATP) activity; zinc ion binding; ATP binding.
AUGGCCACAGACGAAUUAGCAGAAAUCGAAGGAAUCAAGCCGAACAUAUGGCUCAACGACGGCGAAGAAAAGGAAGUCGGCUCUCAGACCAGCAAAUCGGUGUACAAGUGCAAGAGAACGUUCGACCAUUACUACUGUACUUGCCCGGCGUGGAGAAAUCAGUCUCGCGUUCCCGUGAAUGCUCGUUCGUGUAAACACCUCAAGUCAUUGCUGGGGGACAGCUACGAAGAGGCCCGCAUUAGACUCAAGAAUCCUGACGCGCCCCCACCUAAGGGCAAACCUGCUUCCAAGGCUAAAAAGCCUGCUUCGACCUCCAAGUCCUCCGCGAGCAACUCGAAGGCCGCGCAGAAGCCUGCUUCCAAACGCAAGCGCGCUGUCGAGGAUGAUGUCGAAGAAGAGGACGCCGAGGAGGAUAAACAGCCCGUCAAGAAACGCACCCGCAGUAAACCUGAAUCGACGGCGUCGAAUGCUACGACUAAAGAUGCUGCUAAAGUAGCGUCCUCAAAGGAAGAAGACGACGUCAAGAUGGAUGCCAUUCAAGAAGAAGUUAAAGGAGGUGACGGUGACGACGCGGCGGAAGACGAACUUGCGUCAAUCAACGGCGUUAAACCCAAGAUCCUCAUGGCUGACGGCGAGGAAAAGGAGGUCAGCUCCUUGACUAGCAACUCCAAGUACAAAAUCAAACGAACCUGGGAUCAUUACUACUGCUCAUGCCCCGCUUGGCGAAAUCAGGGCGGCAUGCCCGUGAAUGCGCGGACGUGCAAGCACCUUAAGGAGCUCCUAGGCGAUAAAUAUGAGAUAGCUCGCCUCAAAUACAAGAACCCCGACGGGCCUGACCCAACUGGCAAGAGCAAGCCAGCGUCCAAGGCCAAGGCGGCGAAAGGUAAACAGCGCGCCAAAGCUGACGACGAUGCCGAAGACGACGAUGACGAGGCUGGGGACGGCAAUGGUGGUGGGGCAAAGAACAUCCCCGAGCUGCUCCUUGCCGUCAAGUGGGAUCUUGAAACUGGCCCAGACCCCACCGGUUGGUGGAUUUCAGAGAAGUUGGAUGGGGUUCGCGCUUUUUAUGACGGCACUAGGAUGAUUAGCCGGCUCGGCAAUCCAUUUACGCCACCUGCGUGGUUCUUGGAUGCUCUGCCGAAGGACGUCACCCUAGAUGGGGAAUUGUUCGGUGGGCGAGGUGAAUUUCAGUCCACCGUAUCGGUUGUGAAGACCAUCAAUUCGCCUCAUUGGAAGGGUAUCUCUUUUCAAGUAUUCGACGUGCCUUCAAAGGCCGACCUGCCGUUCGAGGAACGGCUUUCAUACCUCGAGGCCACGUUUGGCGAGAACGGUACCCAUGCCUCCAAGCAUGUGGUAGUGGUUGCCCAUGACGAAGCCAAAGAUCGUGAACACGUCUUAGAAAAACUCAAAGAAAUCGAGGGCUUAGGAGGUGAAGGGCUGAUGCUCCGUAAGCCUCGGAGUCCAUACGAGGGUAGGCGGUCAAACACCCUGCUGAAAAUCAAGACGUUCUAUGAUGCGGAGGCCAUCGUUACCGGCUACGAGCCCGGUAAAGGGCGGAACAAGGGCGUGGCUGGCGCACUUAAGUGCAAGAUGGCGUCGGGAAAGACGUUUAGUGUAGGGACCGGCUUGAGCGAUAAGCAGCGUCGGGAUCCGCCUAAGAUUGGAGCAAUCAUCACGUACCGCUUCUUCGAGCUCACGAGAGACGGCGUACCUAGAUUUCCUUCGUAUAUUGGUGAGGCGGUCGAUAAGGACGAACCCAAGGAUGCCGAGAUCUCGAAAGGAGGGAAAUUUGGUGCGGACAAAGAUGCGGGAGAUUGA